AUGUCUAAUUACUACGGCGCGCCCAACGCAGGGGGCUCGGGCGCAUAUGGAGGCCAGCCCGGCGCCGCGGCGCAGAACCUGAACUUCUACCAAUCGUCCUACUCGGCACAGCCCGUGUCGGGACACACGACGCCCUUCCAGGCGUACAAUGGCGGCGCUGUGUCCAACGCAUACUCUGGUGCAGGCUUCGGCGGCAUGGGCAACAUGGCAGGACCGAGCGGAUUCGGCGGCGCGGUGCCCGGCGUGAGCGGCAGGAUGGGCGAGCAAGGUGGACUGCGGACGGGUUGGCUUGCAGCAUUUGGAACCGAGGGCUACGAGGGCGAGCCGCCGCUGUUGGAAGAGCUGGGCGUGAACUUUGGGCACAUCAAGAUGAAGACUCUCACGGUGCUGAACCCGCUUGCGAGGAUAGACCAGCACAUCAUGGACGACUCGGACCUGGCGGGUCCGAUCUUGUUCUUCCUGCUAUUCGGUACCUUUUUGCUCUUCUCCGGCAAGGUACACUUCGGCUACAUCUACGGCCUGGCGCUGCUAGGUAGUACCUCGCUCCACAUGAUCCUGUCCCUAAUGUCUCCACCGGUCGACCCUGCCACCGCCAGCGCGUCCGGCCACCCGGCGCACCCCACCACCUCGUCGCACUUUUCUUCAACCCUCACGUUUCCCCGCUCUGCGUCGGUACUGGGAUACUGCCUUCUGCCGCUGGUCCUGACGUCGUUGAUCGGCAUCGUCGUGCCCAUGGACGGUCCAUUUGGAUAUAUAUUGACGACAGCGGCCAUUAUGUGGUGCACGUACAGCAGCAGCGCCAUGUUUUGCGCAGUUGGUCGCAUGAGCGGUAUGCGCGGCCUUGUAGCCUAUCCUCUGGGACUGUUUUAUGUGGGCUUUGGUAUCAUGGCAAUCUUCAGCAGCAGGGGAACGGGUGGCUUAGCGGCGAAGACCACGGCUGCGUGA
Messenger RNA from Lasiodiplodia theobromae, 945 nucleotides. Its product is annotated as Golgi membrane protein. The coding region runs from base 1 to 945 and encodes 314 amino acids. Gene Ontology annotation, cellular component: membrane; trans-Golgi network. Gene Ontology annotation, biological process: vesicle fusion with Golgi apparatus; endoplasmic reticulum to Golgi vesicle-mediated transport. The transcript is spliced from 3 exons. The record is from RefSeq and is a predicted model, not a curated record. NCBI's taxonomy places the organism in Eukaryota, Fungi, Ascomycota, Dothideomycetes, Botryosphaeriales, Botryosphaeriaceae.